UGUCUGUACCAAAAGCAGUAACCCCGAGCUACACUCGGGCUUACCAUGCGGCGCUGCAUAGGGAGUCCCUGCAGAGCUUACCUUGUCCUUCGCUCCUGCGAUGUGUCCCCUGCAGCGUCCCCGGCCAUCUCCUCUGGCCGAGGAGGAGGCUUCCGUGUUCCGGUUCCUGUUACGGGCGCCGCCGGCGGCGGGAAAUUUGAAAAUUUUUUACAAAAUGUAAUUUUUUUCAAAACUAAUUUUACAUAUGCUUUGUCCUGUCCCCUGUGUGCAUUUUGACUGUUCUUUCUG
Molecule: messenger RNA, 288 nt
Organism: Staurois parvus
Lineage: Eukaryota; Metazoa; Chordata; Amphibia; Anura; Ranidae
Source: the annotation of a GenBank genome assembly